Molecule: messenger RNA, 1370 nt
Organism: Asparagus officinalis (garden asparagus)
Lineage: Eukaryota; Viridiplantae; Streptophyta; Magnoliopsida; Asparagales; Asparagaceae
Product: vacuolar protein sorting-associated protein 26B-like
Exons: 12
Coding region: 180-1082 (300 amino acids)
Biological process (GO): intracellular protein transport; retrograde transport, endosome to Golgi
Cellular component (GO): retromer complex; endosome
Source: RefSeq, a predicted model, not a curated record
GCUCUGCAAAGUGGGGCCCACCUGUUUGCUCCAAAAUAUUAUUUUUCUCUGAGAUCGCGACCUUACGAAUUCAAGGGGUUCUACCGUUAAUUUCGAUCCCCCAAAUUCUUGCAGCUCCGGCUUCUACUCAUCGAUUCAGUGCAGGUGUUGUCGACGAGUUGAUACCCUAGUUUGAGAUCAUGAACUACCUUAUCGGAGCAUUCAAGUCCCCAUGUAAAAUCAUGGUAGUUUUUGCUGACGCGAAAACUCGGAAACAGGCUUCUAUAAAGAAGGAAAAUGGCCAGACUGCAAUGGUCCCACUUUUUCAAAAUCAUGAAACCUUAACUGGCGAGGUAAUCAUAGAACCAUUUCACGGUAAGAAGGUGGAGCACAUUGGUGUGAAAAUUGAGCUUCUUGGCCAGAUAGAGUUGUACUUUGACAAAGGACGUUUUUAUGAUUUCACCUCCUUAGUACGUGAACUGGAUGUCCCUGGUGAAAUAUAUGAAAAGAAGGCAUAUCCAUUUGAAUUCUCUACCGUUGAAAUGCCAUAUGAGUCAUACAAUGGGGUCAAUGUGAGAUUGAGGUACGUUCUAAGAGUUACAAUCACUCGAAACUAUGUCGGGAACUUUGUGGAGCACCAGGAUUUCUGGGUUCGCAACUAUACUCCAGUUCCAACAAUUAACAACAGCAUUAAGAUGGAGGUUGGGAUUGAAGAUUGCUUGCACAUUGAGUUUGAAUACAACAAAAGCAAGUACCAUCUGAAGGAUGUUAUCAUUGGCAAGAUAUAUUUCCUUUUAGUAAGAAUCAAAAUUAAAAAUAUGGAGCUUGAGAUUAGACGUCGAGAGUCCACGGGAUCGGGGUCCAAUACAUAUGUUGAGACCGAGACCCUUGCUAAAUUUGAGCUGAUGGAUGGUGCUCCUGUUCGAGGAGAGUCGAUACCUAUUAGACUGUUUCUAAGCCCAUAUGAGCUGACACCAACAUAUCGCAAUAUCAACAAUAAAUUCAGCGUAAAGUACUACCUGAAUCUUGUUCUUGUAGAUGAAGAAGACCGACGAUAUUUCAAACAGCAAGAAAUCACAAUAUACCGCCUUCAAGAAAGCUAAGUUCCUUUGAGUGAAUCUCCAUGCCCCAUUCAAAGUAACAAACUUUUGCGCUUUAAAGAGAAGUUUCAAUUUGUUGAAUUCAGGGAUAACCUGGAAGUUUUCUAAAAAUGUCAAAAUUUUAAGAAGGAAAAAUAGCCUUGCAGUGAGAUUUUGGUGCAUAAUCUCUGUACGAGGGCCAGAUUCAUCGACCUCUGUUUCCUUUGUCCUGUCAGUUUAUUUAUUGCAGUGUGUAUUAUUUAUGAAUUAAGUGUGUAGAUACUCGUACCUUCUUAUUUAUUGUUUUACCCA